This is a messenger RNA of Erpetoichthys calabaricus (reedfish), 3678 nucleotides long. RefSeq names its product LIM homeobox 5 (gene lhx5). Gene Ontology annotation, molecular function: RNA polymerase II transcription regulatory region sequence-specific DNA binding; DNA-binding transcription factor activity, RNA polymerase II-specific. NCBI's taxonomy places the organism in Eukaryota, Metazoa, Chordata, Cladistia, Polypteriformes, Polypteridae. Bases 1209 to 2402 code for a protein of 397 amino acids. Gene Ontology annotation, cellular component: nucleus. Gene Ontology annotation, biological process: regulation of transcription by RNA polymerase II; neuron differentiation. The record is from RefSeq and is a predicted model, not a curated record. The transcript is spliced from 5 exons.
ACUUUAAAAUAAAAAUAACGAUAAAAUAAAAAGUUGCCGAGUCAUUCCCUCUCCUGCUUUUUCUUCUGUAUGGCAAAGCCGCCCAGCAGCGCCCGUUAGAAAGCGGAGGUCGAGUCUGCGCGAUUCCGUCCGUCACCGGCCGCCUGCGCCCAACCGAACACCCCGACGGGGCGGCAGUCCAGGGCCGUUUGCUCCUGUUGUUGUUCUUCUUGUUCGAGUUGCUCCUGCUUUUCUUUUGACUUUUUUUUUCUGAUGCAGGCAUAUCGUUUUACAAAGAGCGGGGGAUUUGGCUUUUGUACUUAUGCAGAAAAGCCAUUAUCCCUCUAAAUAGUAUUCAGUUUUGCCUUGAAUCUAAAUAGACUUGACCUCCAGGUAUGUCAACCGGGAAAGAAACUCCCAGGCUUUUUUUUUUUAAACUUGUUUUUUCAUUGGUUCUUUUUUUUUUUUUAACUUGCUCCUGUAUAGAAAGGAAACAAUACAAGACAGUCGAAAGACCCCAAAAUAUAAAAGGAAAUGGCCAUACUUACUCCUUUUUCUAACCAGCGCCAAGGUUUAAAACUCUUAACCCCUCAACAUUAUGAUGAGUUGUUUUCCAGUGUGCCAGGCGCUAUGUUGGGGCCAAUUUAGAUGUACUAUAAAUUAAAGGGUUGCUAUAGAGACUUGGUUUUCAUUGGCCGACCAGGCCAGGACGUAGCCGGGGACGUCACUAAAUCUGAAUAAGGAUGCGCGAAUUACCAAAGGCAGCGUACACAAAGAUGAGAAAGGGAACGGCAUGAGGUGAGGCGAAAAAGUACCUUUCAAUCCGCCCGAGCAGCCAGCACACGGGAACGCUGAGGAGAUCCAUCUUCAUUGAGCGCAUCAUUCAGGGGAAGACGUUAUCUCCGCUGCCUUUUCUGAGAUAACCUCUGAGGACAAGGAUGCGGGACUAAGAAGAACGGAAUAACCUGCACAUUUUCUGCGUCAGACCUUUUAGGAUUGCGCCUCCUUAGAGAGAGAAGAGAGAAAAAGGAGGGACAGCACGGCCGAAACCGGGAGGUGGCACUCGGGCGUGUUCGGCCGUUCAGGUGCAACCGACACGUUUCUUCCAGGCAGUUUCCUGCUGUCAGAGGAGUGCUGGUGGCGGAAGGAGCAGGCAGCCCCUCCGAUUAUUUGUUUUUAUUUUUGUGUCUUUUUGUUUUUCGCGUGUCUGCUUCCAGGACAGCAGGAUAAUGGUGCACUGUGCGGGCUGCGAGAGGCCCAUCCUGGAUCGCUUUUUAUUGAACGUGUUGGACCGAGCCUGGCACGUGAAAUGCGUCCAGUGCUGUGAAUGCAAGUGCAAUCUGACCGAGAAAUGUUUCUCCAGAGACGGCAAGCUAUACUGUAAAAAUGACUUCUUCAGGCGAUUUGGUACGAAAUGCGCCGGCUGCUCCCAGGGUAUCUCGCCGAGUGACCUGGUGCGGAAGGCGCGCAGCAAAGUCUUUCACCUCAACUGCUUCACCUGCAUGGUGUGCAACAAGCAGCUGUCCACCGGCGAGGAGCUCUACAUCAUCGACGAGAACAAGUUCGUGUGUAAAGAAGAUUACUUGAACGCCACCACCAUUAAAGAAGUCAAUUUAAAUUCAGUGUCUUCAUGUACAGACCGAAGUUUAUCUCCAGACCUCCAAGACCCGGCACAGGACGAUAACAAGGAGACGGACAACUCCACGUCUUCGGACAAAGAGACGAACAACAUCGAGAACGAGGAGCAGAACUCGGGCACCAAACGGAGGGGCCCGCGAACGACGAUUAAAGCCAAACAGCUGGAAACGCUGAAAGCGGCGUUUGCGGCAACUCCCAAACCAACCAGGCACAUCAGGGAACAGCUGGCACAAGAAACGGGCCUCAAUAUGAGAGUCAUCCAGGUGUGGUUCCAGAAUCGGCGCUCCAAAGAGAGGAGGAUGAAGCAGCUGAGCGCGCUGGGCGCGCGGCGGCACGCGUUCUUCCGGAGCCCCCGGCGCAUGAGACCCCUGGGCGCGCGGCUGGACGAAACGGAAAUUAUGGCGUCCGGACCUUACAACUAUUAUGGAGACUACCAAGGAGAGUACUACGGACCAAGUGGAAAUUAUGAUUUUUUCCCGCAUGGGCCCCCGUCCUCGCAGGCACAGUCUCCGGCGGACCCCAGUUACCUCAACAGCUCGGGGCCUGGACAGCUUGAGGGAUCCAUCUCAGGUCACCACCCUUCCGAAAACCAAAGGUACACGGACAUGAUCUCCCACCCGGACACUCCUAGUCCGGAACCAGGCCUCACGGGUCCCCUGCACCCCAUCCCAGGGGAAGUGUUUAGCGGUGGUCCUAGCCCGCCUUUCUCUCUGGCCAGCAACUCGGGCUACAGCGCCCCCCUGUCCCACCCUGGACAGGAAAUGGGAGAGACGGCGGUUUGGUAAAACUCCACAAAAUAUUAGAAGAUGAUCUUGCAGCCUGGUCGCUAUUUAUCAUUUGUCCAGCCACUGGACCCUGGUGCUCCUGACCGGUGGGGACUUUCUGAACUUGGACCCUUUGGAUGACUGAACGCCACCAUCGGCAGAGAGGACACCAGAACAAAACCAACACAACAAUGCAGGACUCCCGUUUGGGCCCUACCGCCGAUCCAGAACUGUACUCCAGGAAGAUCCUGACAUCUCCCCCUAGGAGGGGCUCCGAUUUUGGAGAUCUCACAGGCAAUAGAGGGUACUUCAAAUGGCACCAGAGGUAUUAAAUACAAUUUAAAAAACAAAAACAAAACAAAAGCAGUUGGUAUUCAGCACCCCCCCCCUGUUGUCGACUGCCAGCUUCACCCCAUUCUCUACGGUAGGCAUUGUGCCCCAGUGAAGGACAGGGGAAGGUGCUUUACACAGGGUGGUGGUGGUGCCGUCUUCCAGGCUCCCGUGUGGCGCUCAUUAUAUUCCUCCAGGCUGGCAAAGCUUCACACCAUAGGUCUCGACACAAUGACAUGCCAGUCUCCUCACACAGCUUGGAUCGGGAUGACUUUCAGCAGUCCGAAGGGCCAACCCUUCACUUCAUGGUCACCUCGGAGAGUCACAAGCUGUGUGGGUGCCAAGUGGGAAAGAGAGACCGUCAGAGUUGGGGCAUCGACCUUUAGUUGACAGAGUGCCAACCUGGGGUAGCACUGUGAAGAAACCGUCGAGUCAAGGCCGCCGCCGCCGCCUAUUGCACACUGUGGCAGGAGGCUCUGAAGUUCUGAAUGUAAGUUUGUUUUCACAGCUAGCGUCGACCUCCUUUGUUCAUUUUUUAGGUUUCUCUUUUUCUUUCUUUGUUUUAUUUUUCUUAAAAACAGAGGGGCCACAACACUCACUUCCGAUAAAAUUGCCUGCAACAUUCCAGGUUUGCCUGUUUCAUGGAUGGCAGGCUUUAGGAUCAUUAUUACAAUCCCCACCUCACCCCCCCCCCUCCAUCUUUCUCUCCUUCCUUGCAUAAAAUCAAUCAAAAAAUAAACAAACAAAAAAAAAAAAACAACAAAACUGUGUGUGUUUCUUAAAGUGCCACAGUGCCACCUACUGGACAGCUGCAGCAUUACAGCAACACCUUAGCUAACAGUAUAAGACGGCGUCAAAUCUGACCCUUGUGCACGUGAACUCGAUUUCUCGCAAGAUUUUUUGUUCUCGUUAAUUUAGGACAGCGGACCUCAAACUGUGGGGCGCACCCCCCGGAGUAACAAAAAAG